GAAGCUGCGGAACACACAAAGCUUCACCGUAAGCAACAAAGCAACGAUUUGCAUAAUACAAAGGUCUCCUUCUUCUUCUUUCUUCUUCGUCUUCUUGUCCUUCAUUUGGUUCGUCGUCUUCUUGUUGUUGUUGUUUGGAUUCGUCGUCUUCUUCUCGUUUGAGAGAGAGAGAGAGAGAGAGAGAGAUGGCCGAUGAAAGCGGCGUGGCGUCCCCACGUUCGACGGCGCCAUUGCCGCUGUUGUCUUCGUCAGCUGCGCAUGACGGGGGGGGGGUUGGUGCGAACCCCGUUCUCGUGACGAAUUCCGUGCCUACGCCCGCCUCCCCAUCGUCUCCAUCAGUGCCCUCUGCCGUGUUUGGGCAAUCAAGCACGGACACAGCCGGGCAUAAUGCGGAGGGAUGGGGGGACCUUCCGCAAGGUCUGCACGAGCUAAAUGGUGGUUGGUGGGGCGAUCCGACGCGCGGUCCGAUCGGUUGGGAGGCCAUAGUCGCCACGUACUCGCACUUCCCUGCAUGGACAUUCCCCCGUCCGCCAAACGGUCACCUGCUGUCGCCUCCCACCAGCGAUGACGAAGGGGGAGGGGGUGACGAUGGCGGCGAUGACGAAGGGGGAUGGGGUGAAGAUGGUGGCGAUGAGGAGGGGGGAGGGAGUGCAGAUGGCGACGAUGAGGAAGGGGGAGGGGGUGAAGAUGGAGGAGACGAUGACGGAGGGGAUGGUGGCGUUGGAG
Molecule: messenger RNA, 726 nt
Organism: Chara braunii
Lineage: Eukaryota; Viridiplantae; Streptophyta; Charophyceae; Charales; Characeae
Source: the annotation of a GenBank genome assembly